This is a messenger RNA of Sparassis crispa, 435 nucleotides long. RefSeq lists its product as hypothetical. The coding region runs from base 1 to 435 and encodes 144 amino acids. Gene Ontology annotation, molecular function: RNA-DNA hybrid ribonuclease activity; nucleic acid binding. The transcript has a single exon. Lineage: Eukaryota; Fungi; Basidiomycota; Agaricomycetes; Polyporales; Sparassidaceae. Gene Ontology annotation, biological process: DNA replication, removal of RNA primer. The record is from RefSeq and is a predicted model, not a curated record.
AUGAAGACCACAAUUCGCUGCAAGGUCGGCAUGGGCAAGAAGUCAGAAGUAUACAAUGCAGAACUAGUGGGCCUGUCGUGGGCAGCAUGUGAUGCUACGCACUACAUUCAGAUGACCAACCCAGCCAUCAACCACCUUCACUUUUAUGCGGACAACACAUCCACGAUAUCCACAAUCUUCGAACCAAUGUCAGGACCAGGACAAAUGCAUGGCCGGAUUUUUAGGCAAGUCAUCACGACGUUCCUCAAUGCUAACCCAGAGAACACCGUAGAGAUUGCAUGGACACCAGGUCACAAGGGCAUCACAGGCAAUGAACUCGCUGACAAACUUGCCAAACAAGCAACCGAGAUUGCCAGAGGCACGACCAAGGCCACCCGUGCACAUGCCCUUGACCGAGCAAAUGAAAAGGCCUUCGAGAAAUGGACUGCCAAGUGA